AUGUUUCAAGCCUUGGUUCGACAAGCCUAUCACCCCCUGUCCAGCCACCAGCCGGGGGAACCCGACGCCAAGUACAAGGGGAAGCUGGUGCACGAAACUCAGCUGAACUGCUUCUACAUCAAACCUGGAGGUUCCAACUAUGGGAGUCCCCGUCCGGCUCACGCCAACAUGAACGCCAACGCGGCGGCGGGGCUGGCCCCGGAGCACAUCCCCACGCCGGGCGCGGCUCUGUCCUGGCAGGCCGCCAUCGACGCCGCCAGGCAGGCCAAGCUGAUGGGCAGCGCCGGCAACGCCACCAUCUCCACGGCCAGCUCCACGCAGAGGAAGCGGCAGCAGUACGGCAAGCAGAAGAAGCAGGGCACCGCCACGGCCACGCGCCCUCCGCGCGCGCUGCUGUGCCUCACGCUCAAGAACCCCAUCCGCAGGGCGUGCAUCAGCAUCGUCGAAUGGAAACCAUUUGAAAUAAUUAUUUUACUGACUAUUUUUGCCAAUUGUGUGGCCUUAGCUAUCUAUAUCCCCUUUCCAGAAGAUGAUUCCAAUGCCACCAAUUCCAAUCUGGAACGAGUGGAAUAUCUCUUUCUCAUAAUUUUUACAGUGGAAGCAUUUUUAAAAGUAAUAGCAUACGGACUUCUCUUUCACCCCAACGCUUACCUCCGCAAUGGCUGGAAUUUACUAGAUUUUAUAAUUGUGGUAGUAGGGCUUUUUAGUGCAAUUUUAGAACAAGCAACCAAAGCAGAUGGGGGGAAUUCAAUAGGAGGAAAAGGAGCCGGGUUCGAUGUUAAAGCACUGCGGGCUUUCCGAGUAUUACGUCCACUACGGCUGGUGUCUGGAGUUCCCAGUCUCCAGGUGGUUUUAAAUUCGAUCAUCAAGGCCAUGGUCCCUUUGUUGCAUAUUGCCCUGCUGGUGCUGUUUGUCAUUAUCAUCUAUGCCAUCAUUGGACUGGAGUUAUUCAUGGGGAAGAUGCAUAAGACCUGCUACCAUGUGCAAGGAGGACUGAUAGAUACACCUGCGGAAGAUGACCCGUCUCCGUGCGCCCCCCAGUCUGCCCACGGGCGGCAGUGUCAGAACGGCACCGAGUGCAAGGCGGGCUGGGAGGGACCUAAGCACGGCAUUACCAACUUUGACAAUUUUGCUUUUGCCAUGCUCACGGUGUUUCAGUGCAUCACCAUGGAGGGCUGGACAGACGUGCUGUACUGGAUGCAGGACGCUAUGGGCUAUGAGUUACCAUGGGUGUAUUUUGUCAGUCUGGUCAUCUUUGGAUCCUUUUUCGUUCUAAAUCUGGUUCUUGGUGUGUUGAGCGGGGAGUUUUCCAAAGAAAGAGAAAAGGCUAAAGCUCGAGGAGAUUUCCAGAAGCUACGGGAAAAGCAACAGCUAGAGGAGGAUCUGAAGGGAUACUUAGACUGGAUAACUCAAGCAGAAGAUAUUGACCCAGAAAAUGAAGAUGAAGGCAUGGAUGAGGAGAAGCCUCGAAACAGAAGCCCUCCAGCUGGUUUGCCUGAUGCGAAGAGAGGAAAGUUUGCUUGGUUUAGUCACUCCACAGAAAGCCAUGUGAGCAUGCCCACCAGCGAGACCGAGUCCGUGAACACCGACAACGUCCCCGGAGCGGAUAUGGAAGGGGAGAACUGCGGCGCCAGGCUGGCGCAUCGGAUCUCAAAAUCAAAAUUUAGUCGCUACUGGCGCCGAUGGAAUCGAUUCUGCAGGAGGAAGUGCCGUGCUGCUGUCAAGUCCAAUGUUUUCUACUGGCUGGUGAUCUUCCUCGUGUUCCUCAACACCCUCACCAUUGCCUCUGAGCACUACAACCAGCCAGACUGGCUCACAGAGGUCCAAGACACUGCCAAUAAGGUGCUGCUAGCUCUUUUCACGGCAGAGAUGCUGCUGAAGAUGUACAGCCUCGGUCUCCAGGCCUACUUUGUGUCCCUCUUCAACCGCUUUGACUGUUUCAUUGUGUGCGGAGGCAUCCUGGAAACGAUCCUGGUGGAGACAAAGAUCAUGUCACCCCUGGGCAUUUCGGUUCUGAGAUGUGUCAGGCUCCUCAGGAUAUUUAAAAUCACAAGAUACUGGAACUCCCUGAGUAAUCUCGUGGCUUCGCUCCUGAAUUCAGUCCGCUCCAUCGCCUCCCUGUUGCUGCUUCUCUUCCUCUUCAUCAUCAUCUUCUCGCUGCUGGGGAUGCAGCUCUUUGGGGGCAAGUUUAACUUUGACGAGAUGCAGACCAGGAGGAGUACAUUUGACAACUUCCCUCAGUCCCUCCUGACUGUGUUCCAGAUCCUGACUGGGGAGGACUGGAAUUCGGUGAUGUAUGAUGGGAUCAUGGCUUAUGGCGGCCCCUCUUUUCCAGGAAUGUUGGUCUGUAUUUACUUCAUCAUCCUCUUCAUCUGUGGAAACUAUAUCCUGCUGAAUGUGUUUUUGGCCAUUGCUGUGGACAACCUUGCUGAUGCUGAGAGUUUAACAUCUGCACAGAAAGAGGAGGAAGAGGAAAAAGAAAGGAAAAAGCUAGCUAGGACUGCUAGUCCCGAGAAGAAACAGGAGAUGGAGAAAACAGCUGUGGAGGAAGAGACAAAGGAGGAGAAAAUUGAGCUGAAAUCGAUCACUGCUGAUGGAGAGUCCCCACCUGCUACCAAGAUCAAUGUGGAUGAUUAUCAGCCCAAUGAAAGCGAAGAAAAGAGUCCUUACCCCGCAACAGAAGCACCAGCAGAGGAAGAUGAGGAAGAGCCUGAGAUGCCUGUUGGCCCUCGACCUCGCCCCAUGUCUGAGCUGCACCUCAAGGAAAAGGCUGCGCCCAUGCCUGAUGCCAGCGCUUUUUUCAUCUUCAGUCCUAGCAACAGGUUUCGUGUGCACUGCCAUCGGAUCGUGAACGACAACAUUUUCACCAACCUGAUCCUGUUCUUCAUCCUGCUCAGCAGCAUCUCCCUGGCAGCUGAGGACCCCGUGAGGCACCUCUCCUUCAGGAACCAAAUCCUAGGCAAUGCAGACUAUGUCUUCACUAGUAUCUUUACAUUAGAAAUUAUUCUUAAGAUGACUGCCUACGGGGCUUUCCUCCACAAGGGCUCCUUCUGCAGGAACUAUUUCAACAUCUUGGACCUGCUGGUGGUCAGCGUUUCUCUCAUCUCCUUUGGGAUCCAGUCCAGUGCCAUUAACGUCGUGAAGAUCCUGCGUGUUCUGCGGGUCCUUAGACCGCUGAGGGCCAUCAACAGAGCCAAAGGACUAAAGCACGUGGUCCAGUGUGUGUUUGUGGCCAUCCGAACCAUCGGGAACAUUGUGAUUGUCACCACUUUGCUGCAGUUCAUGUUUGCCUGCAUUGGAGUUCAGCUGUUUAAGGGCAAGCUGUACAGCUGCACUGACAGCUCCAAGCAGACAGAAGCAGAGUGCAGAGGGUACUACAUCACCUACAAGGAUGGGGAGGUCAGCCAGCCCAUGAUACAGCCCCGCAGCUGGGAGAACAGCAAGUUCGACUUCGACAACGUCCUGACUGCCAUGAUGGCCCUCUUCACCGUCUCCACCUUUGAGGGCUGGCCAGAGUUGCUGUAUAGGUCCAUUGAUUCCCACAUGGAGGAUGUGGGACCCAUCUAUAAUCACAGGGUUGAGAUCUCCAUCUUCUUUAUUAUCUACAUCAUCAUCAUUGCUUUCUUCAUGAUGAACAUCUUCGUUGGUUUCGUCAUCGUCACAUUUCAGGAACAAGGAGAACAAGAGUACAAGAACUGCGAGCUGGACAAAAACCAGCGCCAGUGUGUAGAGUAUGCCCUGAAAGCCCGGCCCCUGCGGAGAUACAUCCCUAAAAACCAGUACCAGUACAAAGUUUGGUACGUGGUCAACUCCACCUAUUUUGAAUACCUGAUGUUCGUUCUGAUCCUGCUGAACACCAUCUGCCUGGCCAUGCAACACUAUGGUCAGAGCUGCAUGUUCAAGGAAGCCAUGAAUAUCCUCAACAUGCUCUUCACUGGCCUCUUCACUGUGGAGAUGGUCCUGAAAUUAAUCGCCUUCAAGCCCAAGGGUUACUUUAGUGAUCCUUGGAAUGUUUUUGACUUCCUCAUCGUAAUUGGCAGCAUUAUAGACGUCAUUCUCAGUGAAACUAAUCACUAUUUCUGUGAUGCAUGGAAUACAUUUGACGCCUUGAUUGUUGUGGGUAGCAUUGUUGAUAUAGCAAUCACCGAGGUGAACCCAGCUGAACAUACCCAAUGCUCUUCCUCUAUGAACGCAGAGGAAAACUCUCGCAUCUCAAUCACCUUCUUCCGGCUCUUCCGCGUGAUGCGCCUGGUGAAGCUCCUGAGCCGAGGGGAGGGCAUCCGGACCCUGCUUUGGACCUUCAUCAAGUCCUUCCAGGCUCUCCCCUACGUGGCUCUUUUAAUCGUGAUGCUGUUCUUCAUCUACGCUGUGAUUGGGAUGCAGGUGUUUGGUAAAAUUGCUCUGAACGACACCACAGAAAUCAACCGCAACAAUAACUUCCAGACCUUCCCGCAGGCAGUGCUGCUGCUUUUCAGGUGUGCCACAGGUGAGGCCUGGCAGGAAAUCAUGCUGGCGUGUCUCCCGGACAAGAAGUGUGACCCGGAGUCGGAGCCGGCCAACUCCACGGAGGCCGAUCACUCCUGCGGCAGCAGCUUCGCCGUCUUCUACUUCAUCAGCUUCUACAUGCUCUGUGCCUUCCUGAUCAUCAAUCUUUUUGUAGCUGUUAUAAUGGAUAACUUCGAUUACCUGACACGGGACUGGUCCAUUUUAGGACCACACCACCUGGAUGAGUUUAAAAGGAUCUGGGCAGAGUAUGACCCUGAAGCUAAGGGACGGAUCAAACACCUGGAUGUGGUGACGCUGCUCCGGCGGAUCCAGCCCCCGCUGGGCUUCGGGAAGCUCUGCCCUCACCGGGUGGCUUGCAAACGCCUUGUCUCCAUGAACAUGCCGCUGAACAGCGAUGGGACCGUCAUGUUCAACGCCACUCUCUUCGCAUUGGUCAGAACAGCACUGAGGAUCAAGACAGAAGGCAACCUGGAGCAAGCCAACGAAGAGCUGAGAGCAAUAAUUAAGAAAAUCUGGAAGCGCACCAGUAUGAAGCUGCUGGACCAGGUGGUGCCUCCUGCGGGUGAUGACGAGGUGACCGUCGGGAAGUUCUACGCCACUUUCCUGAUCCAGGAGUAUUUCCGGAAGUUCAAGAAGCGUAAAGAGCAGGGCCUGGUGGGGAAGCCCUCGCAGCGCAACGCGCUGUCCUUACAGGCUGGUCUGCGCACGCUCCACGACAUCGGCCCGGAGAUCCGACGAGCCAUUUCUGGAGACCUGACAGCUGAAGAAGAGCUGGACAAGGCCAUGAAAGAAGCUGUUUCUGCUGCCUCUGAAGAUGAUAUCUUCAGGAGAGCUGGAGGCUUGUUUGGAAACCACGUGAGCUAUUACCAAAGUGACGGCAGGAGUGGGUUCCCCCAGACGUUCACCACCCAGAGACCUUUGCACAUCAAUAAGUCUGGCAACAACCACGGAGAUACCGAGUCUCCAUCCCACGAGAAGCUGGUGGACUCCACCUUCACUCCCAGCAGCUACUCAUCUUCAGGCUCCAAUGCCAACAUCAACAACGCCAACAACACCGCCCUGUGUCGCUUCCCCAGCCCUCCCAGCUACCCCAGCACUGUCAGCACGGUGGAAGGCCACGGGACCCCCUUGUCCCCCACCAUCUGCGUGCAGGAGGCUCCCUGGAAACUCCCAUCCAAAAGGACACAUUACUACGAGACACUGGGACGCUCCAGUUCCAGAGACAGCCAGCUGGCAAUUGUUUGCCAAGAGGAAGUGUCUCAGGAUGAGACUUAUGAUGAAAAUUUGAAUGAAGACAUUGAGUACUGUAGUGAACCAAGUCUGCUCUCUACUGAAAUGCUCGCCUACCAAGAUGAUGAAAACAGACAACUCACACCCCCAGAAAACAGCAAAGGAGAGGACACCCGGCACUCUCCGAAGAAGGGGUUUCUGUGCUCCUCAGCUCUAGGUCGAAGAGCAUCUUUUCACUUAGAGUGUUUGAAAAGACAGAAAAACCAGGGUGUGGACGUCUCGCAGAAGACAGUCCUGCCUUUGCAUCUGGUCCAUCAUCAGGCGUUAGCAGUGGCCGGCCUGAGUCCCCUGCUCCAGCGAAGCCAUUCCCCCACCACGUUCUCUCGGCUGUGCGCUACGCCCCCGGCCACGCCCUGCAACCGGGGCUGGCCGCAACAGAGCAUCCCAACGCUGCGCCUCGACGGGGCGGAAUCCUCGGAGAAGCUCAACAGCAGCUUGCCGUCAGUGCACUGCGGCUCCCGGUACCCCGAGAGCGGAGGCAGCCCCAGGAGAGCCCGGCCCGUGUCCCUGACCGUGCCCAGCCCGACCGCAGGGAGCAGCCGGCAGCUCCACGGCAGCGCCAGCAGCCUGGUGGAAGCGGUCUUGAUUUCGGAAGGACUGAUGCAGUUUGCUCAAGAUCCAAAGUUCAUUGAGGUCACAACCCAGGAGCUCGCAGACGCCUGCGACAUGACGAUAGAAGAGAUGGAAAAUGCAGCAGACAACAUUCUCAAUGGUAACAGCAAGCAGAGCCCCAAUGGCAACCUCUUGCCUUUUGCUAACUGCAGGGACCCAGGGCAGGACAGUGCAGGAGAGGAAGAGGAAGAGGUGCAGAACCCGGAUUGUAGGAUAAGUCAGGAGGAGCUCAAGGACAGCAGGAUUUAUAUCAGCAGCCUGUAGUUGCCAGGGCUGGAAGCGAUGCUGGUUUUUUAUUUGUUUCAAUGUUCCUAAUGGGUUUGUUUCAGAAGUGCCUCACUGUUCUCGUGACCUGGAGUAACCGGAACAGCGUUCUUCAUUCAUUUCUGUUGGGACGAGUCGCAGAGUUGGGUGGUGUAAGAAAGCUUUUCAGGAGCGGAUAUAACCCCAGCACGUGUCCAUGAAGGAAGAGUGAGGAGGAAGAGGAGAAGAGGAGGAGAGCCAGCUCCCUCUUUUUUUCAGUCCCUGCACAAGGAACGACAGCUGCCUCCGGAGCACCAAGGGGAACCUCAGCUUCUUGUGGAUGGCCCUAGCCAAAAGGACCCUGCGCCAAACGGGUGUCUUUCAACCUUGCUUGUAAAAAUCAUUUUGCACAUAUUCUGUACGAGCCUCACCGUCUCCAUAAAGCCAAGGCCCUUUGAUUCGGAAGGAGAGGAAGACUUCUGCUGUGGAUUCCCACACGGCCACGGGGAGGAGGAAGCAGGAGAAGCCUGCGGUCGCUCGAGGCGCGACCCAGCCCUGCCGAGACUCCGGCAGCGGCCCCUGCCGGCCAAUCAGAGCUCGCGCUGUCAUUCGCCAGCCAAUCCGAGCUCAGGCGGUCUCCUGCCGGCCAAUCAGAGCUCAGCGCGCCAACUGUGCCGGCCAAUGGGCGAGCAGGCGGGGCUGAGGGGCCGCCGGGCCUGUGCAGAGUUUUUGUUUCGCAGUUUGGUAUUUUCUUGAAAGCAUGUUGCAGUUUUUAUUUUGACUAUUUUAUUAAUAUUAUUAUUAUUUUUGAGGGAGAAGGGAGUGUUUACAGCGUUUUGUAAUCACCUACCUUUUUUGUUUUGGUUUAUUUUCACCUUUGCAGAUGUUAAAUUGGUUUGAUCAUGCUGUAUUAUUUAAACUGGGGCGGGAGGGUGGUUUCUCCAUUGGAAUUCGGUAGAAGUAUAACGAUAGAUGAGUUUUACCAACCAUUAUGUACACCGAGAAUUUGUAAUUUUAUUUACUAGCGACUGAAAACCUUUUUGUUGUUGUUGUUGUUGUUUUAUAAUUUAAAGAUAGUAGGCAAUGCACUUGAUAUAGUCUUGCACAUUUGAGUGAUUGAUUUGGGUUCUUUUUAGUGCUAUGUGUAUCUGUGAGCGUGGGAGCAGUAGGAGCGAGCGUGUGUGCGUGUGCGUGUGCGUGUAAGAGCAGCUCUCCACGCCCCGGCUGGAGCUGCGGGAGAUCUGUGUCUGCGGCCAUUCGAAUGCAAAAACAAACCACUGUCUCUGCUUUCGAAAAGGGAAUCAGUAACUUUGCAUUUUCUGUUCCACAAGAUAUGCAAAAACAAUGCAAUAAUAUUAAUUUUGAAAUAAAAUUGUAAGUUGUGUUGGCAUUAAAACUGUAUAGAAAAGAAAAAAUAAUUACGGGGUUGGGGGGGGAAACAAAAGAAAAAAAAAAAACAAACAAACCAGAAGUCGUUACGCUUCGAUAUAUUCCGUGUGAUGUUUUAUUGCAUUGAUAAUGUUUCUGUUGAAGAAACCGUUAUACUUGAAUUCAGGUCAGUUUCAGUAUUUUUCAAAUAUUUUUUUAAAAUGAAUUGCAAUUGUGCCAAGCAAAGAUAAUGAAUUGAAUUAAGUUUGUUUAAAAAAAAAAAGAAAAAAAAAAGAAUCACUUCUUGUAUAUUUUGCUGCAUGUCAAGUGAAUCAUUUCGUAUUUGGAAUGUGCCAAGCUUUACCUUUGAACUUUUAAGUGCUUUUUUACGUGUGGUUGGGGAAAGGGUACUAUUUUUUUUUUUUUUUUUUCCUUUUUUAAUUUGUACGAUGAACAAAGUGUACCUGGUGUAAGUAACAAUUCUGCAAUCCACUGACAGGUUGAACGUUACUGAUUUUGCAUAUCUUGUGUUCAUUUUCCUUCUUCCUCACUCCCUUUUAAUGUGCACGAUUCUUUACGGGUAGAGAAUCUUUCUUCCCGAGACUGGGACAUUUUAUUCAGGCUUUGUUUUCUUUCCUUUUGCUCAGUUCCUCUAAAGGUCUCGUCCCACUCAAGGGUGGCAAGACCCCCAACACCCAUUUGGCAGAUCCAUCCUACACAUUCAGCUGGCACCAGCAAUUGAAGGAGCAGGGAGGGAAAAAUCUGGCUUCAAAAUUAUUUUAUUAAACAGCUGGACCCUGAUCAAUUUUAGCAGGAUCCUGGGAUAAGAAACAUAAGAAUCAGAAUGGCUGGCAAAGUUACGUUACCUUACCCUGGUCUGGGCUGAAAGCAGAGGGGUAGAGAGAGAGAGAACUGUGGAUCUUUAUUAGGAGAAUUCCUGCAUCUGGUCAAGAUGCAGAUGCCAAGUGACUUUUUGAUGUUCCUGUGCAUGGUUUCAAUCCUCUUCCCAGACUUUAGUGGAUGGGUCAGGUACUAAGUCACAAAACAUCUGGCAGCACAGCAUUUCCAGCCACAUUUCCUGAUUAGUAAGUGUGAAACUCUCACACUGACGGCUGGCCCUAACCCCGAGAGAGGCUGAAAAAACAGGCACGUAUUGGUAGAUUUUAUGCAACUGAUUUUUGUCUAGACUACUGCUGUUUUUUCUCCUUCCUCUGGAUGAUUCACAAACUUGCACAUCGCUUCUGAGGUCUGAGGUGUGAUCUGACUCAGAGACCUUUGAUUCAAAUCUUGAGCUUCUGCAGAUGUCCAAGAACAUCCUUCGCUGCAUACAUUGAUUACAUUAUUUUUGUGACACUCCUGUUUUUCUUCUUGAUUCUCUGGGGCAUAAAGGAGAAAUAGUAAAGGGUAUUUUUUGACUGUGCUCUUUGAACCGGCCAAUAUCAGCUCAAGAUACCUUGGAGAAAACCAAAUACUAGAGAAAUAGGAAUCCAUUUGUACAAGCAUCCAUCAUCAAAGUCAUAAUUCAAGGCUUCCCUGGAGAACGUAACCAUCUGAUGUGAGUCAGUCUCCUCCUUUCAUCCCUGGUGCCUGGACCUGUGUCUCCCUGUGAGUUUGCUGCUGCUGGCGCUGAUGUUCUCCAAAGGUACCUGAAAGGGAAGAAUGCCCGUGCCUGGCUGUUGCUGGAAAUGCCGUGUAAGGGCUCCAAACUCAUUUUCCUUUGCUGCAAAGUCCAUCUGACCCUCCCAAUGGAAGAGAGGCGCUCUUCACCCCUGGAAAGCAGCGCUUACCCAAAUUAGUGCUGACAAUGAGCAUUUUGGAUGGUUGACAGCCCAUCUUUUAGGAUUUUUUCUUGAUGGAAAGAUUAAAUGACAGGAAUGAUUGUGCCCCAGGCAGUCUUGGUGAAAGCUGCUACUCCCCCGGGGGUCAGAGCCUACAGUGGCCAGGGGAAACCCCACGCUCUCCUGGAAGACCCCGUAGGUGCUGCAGAGUGGAAAAUGCGUGGCUAGCAGAGAAUGCAAAUGAAUUCUGCGGUUUGAGGGGCAGGUGUUAAAUUUAGUAAUUGCUGGUGCCAGCUGUGCAAAUUUCUCUCUCUGGGGAGGGUGGCUUCUUUUUUUUUUUUUUUUUUUUUUCAUUUGAGGUACUUCCAACGUGCACAUUGUGACAGGCCUGAGCAAAGAGCUGCUGCCUCCUGUGAGUGAGGCAGAGUCUGGGGGACAGUGGGAAGGAGGGGGCAGGUUUAGUUCCUGGAGUGUUUCCCUGUGUAUGGGAGUGGAUGGUGGGUACAAUCACUGCGCUGUGGAUGGAAGCUUUGAAGGAACCGAUGGCUGAGAAGUGGCGUGGAGGGAAGGAAUGGGGAAAAUUAUCUGCUGUUUGCCUCUGAGCAUCUCUGACUCGCAAGAGGACACUGCAGACUAAAGACGUUUCUUAUAAAACAACAAACCUCCUCCCUGUAUCACUCCUGCUCGUUAGUCCAGACAGUACUGGGCCAGCCACAGUAUUUCGGGUGCAUUUCUUUUUUUCUUCCCUAUUUCUGUGUGGCUGACGUGAUGGGAAAGCAAGUGGAACUUGUGAUCCAGAGCUGGAGUUUCGUUGUCCACAGACCUUUUGUGCAUCAUCUGCCUCUUCAGCUGGACAUGUGGACGAUGAUGGUGUCGAUGCUGCUGCUACUGCAGGGGUCCCGCCUGUUUUCUUGCCCUGCCCACCCCAGCCCAGCACGGAGGGACAGCCAGAGAGGCGCCAUGUACAGAACCGCAUCUAUUUCUGCUUUGUUUUCUGACUCACAACCCUGCCCCAGUGACUACGGCGACAACAACAACAAAAAAAAAAAAAAGGGCAAAUGCAUUUUUUACAUUUCUUGAUAAUUUCCAAAGCAAUGUAUCAUUGCUUUCUUUAGACUGACGCCAAUAUAACAGUUGUAUGGGUCUCA
Messenger RNA from Hirundo rustica (Barn swallow), 10945 nucleotides. It is a transcript of the gene CACNA1C, whose product is annotated as calcium voltage-gated channel subunit alpha1 C. Lineage: Eukaryota; Metazoa; Chordata; Aves; Passeriformes; Hirundinidae. The coding region runs from base 1 to 6672 and encodes 2223 amino acids. Gene Ontology annotation, cellular component: voltage-gated calcium channel complex; membrane. Gene Ontology annotation, biological process: calcium ion import across plasma membrane. The transcript is spliced from 50 exons. The record is from RefSeq and is a predicted model, not a curated record. Gene Ontology annotation, molecular function: high voltage-gated calcium channel activity.